GCUAACGCGCGCCUGCGCCCUUGCGAGCUUCUCUCCAACUCGGGUUUGACCUACAGCUGCCCGGGAGAAGAUGGCCGCCCCAGGAGUGUCAGGGCUCUCCCGGCAGGUGCGAUGCUUCAGUACAUCAUUGGUGAAGCCAUUUGCCAAGCUUGUGAGGCCACCUGUUCAGGUAUAUGGUGUUGAAGGUCGCUAUGCCACUGCUCUUUAUUCUGCUGCAUCUAAACAGAAUAAACUGGAACAAGUAGAAAAGGAGUUGCUGAGGGUAGCACAACUCCUGAAGGAACCCAAACUGGCUGCUUCUAUUCUGAAUCCCUAUGUGAAGCAUUCCAUUAAAGUGAAAAGCCUAAAUGACAUCACAGCAAAAGAGAAAUUUUCUCCUCUCACGUCCAAUCUAAUCAAUUUGCUUGCUGAAAAUGGUCGCUUAAACAAUACCCCAGGAGUCAUUUCUGCCUUUUCUACCAUGAUGAGUGUCCACCGUGGAGAAGUACCUUGCACAGUGACCACUGCAUCUCCUUUAGAUGAAGCUACCCUCUCUGAAUUAAAAAUAGUCCUGAAGAGCUUCCUAAGUCAAGGCCAAGUAUUGAAGUUGGAGGUUAAGACUGAUCCGUCAAUCAUGGGUGGAAUGAUUGUCCGUAUUGGAGAGAAAUACGUUGAUAUGUCUGCAAAAACCAAGAUUCAGAAGCUGAGCAAGGCUAUGCGAGAGACUAUCUGAAAGUGUUGAUUUUCUGUCGUCAGUGAAAAUUCUUAAACUUGGAACAACAAUAAAAUUCUUCCUGAACAGGC
Molecule: messenger RNA, 783 nt
Organism: Cynocephalus volans (Philippine flying lemur)
Lineage: Eukaryota; Metazoa; Chordata; Mammalia; Dermoptera; Cynocephalidae
Gene: ATP5PO
Product: ATP synthase peripheral stalk subunit OSCP
Exons: 7
Coding region: 71-712 (213 amino acids)
Biological process (GO): proton motive force-driven mitochondrial ATP synthesis
Cellular component (GO): membrane
Molecular function (GO): proton-transporting ATP synthase activity, rotational mechanism
Source: RefSeq, a predicted model, not a curated record